CUUGUUCAUCCAACUUCAAAAUCCUCCUUCUGAACAUUCUCACAUACCUAUCCUAAAACUCCUUUACACUUUCUCUUUAUUAACCAUGUCUACUUCUCUGGAAUAUGAUGAUUUGUCACAAAAAAACAAGAAAGUUCUCGACUUCAUAGAAGAUGUUACUACACAUGCAGAUGAAAUCCAAAAGAAAGUCUUGGCUGAAAUUCUCUCUAAGAAUGCAAAUGUUGAGUACUUACAAAGACAUGGUCUCAAUGGCAAAACUGAUAGUGAAACCUUCAAGAAACUUCUCCCUGUCAUAACUUAUGAAGAUAUUCAAAAUGAUAUUAACCGUAUCGCCAACGGUGAUACUUCUCCAAUCCUCACCUCAAACUCCAUUUCAAGCUUUCUCACCAGCUCAGGAACAUCAGGUGGUGAGAGAAAGUUGAUACCAGCAACAGAAGAAGAAUUUGUAAGAAGAUCUUUACUAAUAAGUCUGUGCAUGCCAAUAAUUAAUCAAUUUGUUCCUGACCUAGAUAAAGGAAAAGGAAUGUACUUAAUGUUUAUAAAAAAUGAAUCUAAAACACCAGGAGGCAUUAAAGCUAGUCCAGCCCUUACAACAUAUUACAAAAGUUCUCAUUUUUUAAACAGACCUUACGAUCCAUACGCGAAUUUCACAAGUCCAAAUGAAACUGUUCUAUGUCUUGACUCAUAUCAAAGUAUGUAUUCACAACUUCUAUGUGGUCUUUGUCAAAACAACGAGGUCCUUCGUGUAGGUGCUAUUUUUGCUUCUGGACUUAUCCGCGCCAUUCGGUUCCUUGAGAAAAAUUGGUCACUUCUCUGCGAUGAUAUAAGAACAGGAACAAUAAAUCCUCUCAUCACUGAUAGUUCAGUGAGAGUGGCUGUGAUGAAGAUUCUCAAAUCUGAUAAAAAUCUUGCAGAUUUUGUUGAAUUUGAGUGCAGCAAAGGUUGUUGGCAAGGUAUUAUAACUAGGUUGUGGCCUAAUACUAAGUAUGUUGAUGUUAUUGUGACAGGAACAAUGUCACAGUACAUUCCUACUUUGGAUUACUAUUGUAAUGGUCUUCCACUUGUUUGUAAGAUGUAUGCUUCCAGUGAAUGUUUCUUCGGUGUUAACCUUAAUCCUCUUUGUAAACCUUGUGAUGUGUCUUAUACCCUUAUCCCUAACAUGUGUUACUAUGAAUUCUUACCGAUUAAUAGAAGUACCGAUUCUGUACAUGAGAAUGAAAAGCAAGAGUUGGUGGAUCUUAUUGAUGUCAAGCUUGAUCAAGAAUAUGAGCUUGUUGUUACAACUUAUGCUGGACUUUAUAGGUACAAAGUGGGGGACAUAUUGAAAGUGACUGGAUUCAAGAACAAUGCACCGCAAUUCAGAUUUGUCUGCAGAAAAAACGUUGUUCUAAGCAUAGAUUCAGACAAAACAAACGAAGUUGAGCUACAAAAUGCGAUAAAAAAUGCUGUCACACAUUUAGUACCAUUUGAAGCAGAUGUAGCAGAGUACACUAGUUAUGCAGACACAAGAACAAUUCCAGGACACUAUGUAUUGUAUUGGGAAUUAAACCUUAAAGACUCAACAACAAUUCCACAUUGUGUUUAUGAAGAUUGUUGUUUAACUAUUGAAGAGUCACUUAACAGUGUUUAUCGACAAGGUCGUGUUUCAGAUAAAUCGAUUGGGCCGCUUGAGAUUAGAAUUGUCGAGGAGGGGACAUUUGAUAAACUUAUGGAUUAUGCUAUUAGCUCGGGAUCGUCAAUUAAUCAAUAUAAGACUCCUAGGUGUGUGAAAUCUGCACCUGUUUUGGAGCUUUUGGAGUCAGGAGUUAUGGCAAAGUAUUUUAGUCCUAAAUGUCCACAAUGGGCUCCUGGUCAUAAGGAGUGGAUUGUUAAUAAAAAUUGAAAAAGUGGUUAAUAUGGUUAAACAUAUUUCUGUGUUGAUCAUAGUUAUGUUUAUAUGGACAUCCAUUGUGAUUCUGUUAUUCGUGUUUGAAUAAAUUUAAGAUCAGUACUACUA
Molecule: messenger RNA, 1996 nt
Organism: Vicia villosa (hairy vetch)
Lineage: Eukaryota; Viridiplantae; Streptophyta; Magnoliopsida; Fabales; Fabaceae
Product: indole-3-acetic acid-amido synthetase GH3.6-like
Exons: 3
Coding region: 86-1882 (598 amino acids)
Cellular component (GO): cytoplasm
Molecular function (GO): indole-3-acetic acid amido synthetase activity
Source: RefSeq, a predicted model, not a curated record